Messenger RNA from Herpailurus yagouaroundi (jaguarundi), 3037 nucleotides. RefSeq names its product glycerol kinase (gene GK). Gene Ontology annotation, biological process: glycerol metabolic process; phosphorylation; glycerol-3-phosphate biosynthetic process. Gene Ontology annotation, molecular function: glycerol kinase activity. Gene Ontology annotation, cellular component: mitochondrion. Lineage: Eukaryota; Metazoa; Chordata; Mammalia; Carnivora; Felidae. The record is from RefSeq and is a predicted model, not a curated record. The transcript has 22 exons. Bases 141 to 1904 code for a protein of 587 amino acids.
AGGGGCUGCCUGGAGCGCGAUCCCAGCGUUCUGCUGUUGCACGCCGCCUCGCCUGCCCGGCUCGCGACCUGCCCCUCCCCCGCCCGCCGCCGUCUCCCGGGAAACGGGCCGCGAUAGCCCGCUGACCCGAAGCUGGUUUCAUGGCAGCCGCGAAGAAAGCAGUUUUGGGGCCAUUGGUGGGGGCAGUGGACCAGGGCACCAGCUCCACGCGCUUUUUGGUCUUCAAUUCAAAAACAGCUGAACUACUUAGUCAUCAUCAAGUGGAAAUAAAACAAGAGUUUCCAAGAGAAGGAUGGGUGGAACAAGACCCAAAGGAAAUUCUGCAGUCUGUCUAUGAGUGUAUAGAGAAAACAUGUGAGAAACUUGGACAGCUCAAUAUUGACAUUUCCAACAUAAAAGCUAUUGGUGUCAGUAACCAGAGGGAAACCACUGUAGUCUGGGACAAGCUAACUGGAGAGCCUCUCUACAACGCUGUGGCCGCUCCAGUUUCUCCUGGCCCUUCCGAUCCGGUUGCCGUUGUCCCCUCUGGCUCUUCAGUUCCAGCUGCUGGCGCUUCCUCAGUGUGGCUUGAUCUAAGAACCCAGUCUACCGUUGAGAAUCUUAGUAAAAGAAUUCCAGGAAAUAAUAACUUUGUCAAGUCCAAGACAGGCCUUCCACUUAGCACUUACUUCAGUGCCGUGAAACUUCGUUGGCUCCUUGACAAUGUGAGAAAAGUUCAAAAGGCUGUUGAAGAGGAUAGAGCUCUUUUUGGGACCAUUGAUUCAUGGCUUAUUUGGAGUUUGACGGGAGGGGCCAACGGAGGUGUCCAUUGCACGGAUGUAACCAAUGCAAGUAGGACGAUGCUUUUCAACAUUCAUUCUCUGGAGUGGGAUAAAGAGCUCUGCGAAUUUUUUGAAAUUCCAAUGAAAGUUCUGCCAAAUGUUCGGAGUUCUUCUGAGAUCUAUGGCUUAAUGAAAAUCUCUCAUAGUCUGAAAGCUGGGGCCUUGGAAGGUGUGCCAAUAUCGGGGUGUUUGGGGGACCAGUCUGCUGCAUUGGUGGGACAAAUGUGCUUCCAGGAUGGACAAGCCAAAAAUACGUAUGGAACAGGCUGCUUCUUACUGUGUAAUACAGGCCGUAAGUGUGUGUUUUCUGAACACGGCCUUCUGACCACAGUGGCUUAUAAGCUCGGCAGAGACAAGCCGGUGUAUUAUGCGUUGGAAGGUUCUGUAGCUAUAGCUGGCGCUGUUAUUCGCUGGCUAAGGGAUAAUCUUGGAAUUAUAAAGAGCUCGGAGGAAAUCGAAAAACUUGCUAAAGAAGUAGGUACUUCUUACGGCUGCUAUUUCGUCCCUGCGUUUUCAGGGUUGUAUGCGCCUUACUGGGAGCCCAGUGCCAGAGGGAUCAUCUGUGGACUCACUCAGUUCACCAAUAAAUGCCAUAUUGCUUUUGCUGCAUUAGAAGCUGUUUGUUUCCAAACCCGGGAGAUUUUGGAUGCCAUGAACCGCGACUGUGGAAUACCACUCAGCCACCUGCAGGUAGACGGAGGGAUGACCAACAACAAAAUCCUUAUGCAGCUACAAGCAGACAUUCUGUACAUCCCAGUAGUGAAGCCCUCGAUGCCCGAAACAACCGCCCUGGGAGCCGCCAUGGCAGCGGGGGCUGCGGAAGGAGUUGGUGUUUGGAGCCUCGAGCCCGAGGAUUUGUCAGCGGUUACGAUGGAGCGGUUUGAACCCCAGAUCAAUGCUGAGGAAAGUGAAAUUCGGUACUCUACGUGGAAGAAAGCUGUGAUGAAGUCAGUGGGUUGGGUUACAACUCAGUCUUCAGAAAGUGGUGACCCUAGUAUCUUCUGUAGUCUACCCUUGGGCUUUUUUAUAGUGAGUAGCAUGGUAAUGUUAAUCGGAGCAAGGUACAUCUCAGGUAUCCCAUAAAUAAUACCAACUCAUGGAUUCCAAAGAUGCGAGCUCUUUGCCUAAUGAGAGAAUCCAACAAUUGUCUCUUAAUGUGAUGACACUAUUCAUAGACUCUGAUUUUAUUUAUAAGCCACUUGCUGCAUGACCCUCCAAGUAGACCUGUGGCUUGAAAUAAAGAAAAUGCAGCAGAAAGAAUGCUAUAGAAACAUUUGGUGUGUUUUUUAACUUCAAGAGUUAAGAUUGGACCAGCCACCUUUGGGGUGGAUUGGGGAUUGCCAUCACGUCCUGCCCCAUUCCCUCUGAGAUCUAGGAAGAAUUCAGACCCUUCAUUGGAAUCUUUCAUCAAACAUAUUCAAACGCUGAUGGUCUGGGAUUUGAUUCUCUGCACUACACACACUUGAUUCAGAGGUGAUAACUAACCAGCUACAAAUGAGUGGCUUUUUGUUUGUUUCUGUUUGACAGACCCUCAAAGGCCUCUUUUCUGCACAUUAAGGAGACCACAGCCUCUUCACUGAAUGUUUAACUGGAAACCUCUGCUAAAUUCUUGAAAUGGAAACUUAGUGCUCUCAUAGCUUAGAUAUUUUUCGGAAAGGUAUUGGCCAAAACUGAAACUCUUCAGACAUUUUACGUGGUCUUGCUAAUUCACUGAAUUGCUGUCUGGAUCUUACAGGGAAGGACCCUUUUUUCUUUCUUUUUUCAUCUCUCCUUUUUAUAUUUCUUACUUUAUAUGUAUAACAUACAUGCCUGUCUAUUUUAUAUACUGAGAGUAGCCCAUUUAUAAAUUAAGAGUACAUUUUACACGAUCUCACUAAUUACACUGAAUUUCUGUCUGGAUCUUAUAGGGAAGAACACUUUUUUUUCUUUCCAUCUCCUUUUUAUAUUUCUGACUUUGUAUGUAUAACAUACAUGCCUUUAUAUUUUAUAUACAGAGGGUAGCCCAUUUAUAAAUUAAGAGCACAUUGUAUCCAGUACGGUAUAAUGGGACUGGUCUUAAGUGGACCACUAUAUGUAUAAAUAUUUUGGGGGAAAACACUGUGUACAUUUUUGGGCAACAGUUAUGCAUAUUUACCAGGAGAAACUUUUUCUUAAAGAGCCAGCAUUUAAAGUUUAAGUAUAUGUUCUAUGUCAAUAAAAGAAAAUGUACUUUAUUA